AUGUCUCCACUUCUGAAAAGCAUCUGUGACAUCACUGAAGUUUUCUAUCAAUAUGCCUCACAUGAAUAUGAUGGGGCAUCACUAAGCAAGAAAGACCUAAAGAACCUCCUUGAACAGGAAUUUGGAGCUGUCCUUCAGAGACCACAUGACCCCGAGACAGUAGAUCUGAUUCUGGAACUUCUGGAUCGCGAUGCCAACAACCGUGUGGAUUUCAAUGAAUUCCUCCUGUUCCUUUUCAAGGCGGCUCAAGCCUGUUAUUACGCCCUCGGCCAGGUUGUGGGGCUAGAGGAGGAGAAGCGAGUCCAGCGCGAGGGGAAAGGAGACCUGUUACAAGAUCGCAGGCAAGAAGACCAAAGAAGAUUCGAGACGCGCGACAGACAAGUCGACGAAGAACAACCCAGCCGCCGAAGCUGGCAGAAGAGUCAAGAACGGGAGAGGGAGCGCGCUGAGGAAGAGGAGCAGAGGAACAAGCAGGAGAGGCUGGAGCAGCUCGGCAGCCAGCGCCUGCAGGGACGAGAGAGGCAAGUGCGGGAAGAGCGCCGGGCCGAGGAAGAGCAGCUGAGGCGCAAGGGUCGCGACGCCUUAGAGUACGCCGGGGAAAGGGAACCGUACCGGCGCGAAGAGCCCAGACGCGAGCAGCAAGCGGAGCUGCGGCGGGAGCCGGAGGCGAGGCAGCUGCAGCGGCGCGAGCAGGAGGAGGAGAGGCUGGAGCGGGAGAGGCAGGGGGGCGAGGCGCGGCGGGACGAGACCCGCGCCCAGAGGUGGCAGCGGCAGCUAGAGAGCGAGGCAGAAGCCCGUCAGAGCAAGGUCUACGCCCGGCCCCGCAGGCAGGAGGAGCAGAGGUUCCGCCAGGAACAGCAGGAAGAGAGCAGGCGGCGGCUGGAGCAGGAGGAGGAGCGGCGCCGCGACUUCACCUGGCAGCGGCAGGCGGAGGAGGAGCGCGAGAGGCGCUUCCAGGAGGAGCGCCUGGAGCCGCAACAACGGUUCUACGGCGACGGCGACGAGGAGGAGCCCCGCCGCGACCGAGGCUGGAGGUGGCAACUUGAGGACGAAAGCCGGGGGCGCCGGCAGGUGCUCUACGCCCAGCCCGGCCGGCGGGAGCAGCAGCGCGAGGAAGAGCGGCUGCCACGCGGGGAGCAGGAGCUGAGGCGCGGGGAGCCGGACAGGCAGUUCGGGCGGGAAGAGCCGCUGCGGGAACUGGGAAGAGACCGAAGACGCCCGCAGGAGAGAGAGGCCCGAGAGGAGGAGCUGGAACGACAGCAGCUGCGUCGCCAAGAACAAGACCGAGAACUCCAGGAGGAAGAGCAGCUGCGCCGCCAGGAGCGCGACAGGAAGUUCCGACGGGAGGAACAAGAGCUGCGCCAGGAGCGGGAGGAAGAGCAGCUGCGCCGCCAGGAGCGCGACAGGAAGUUCCGCAGGGAACAAGAGCUGCGCCAGGAGAGGGAGGAAGAGCAGCUGCGCCGCCAGGAGCAGGACAGGAAGUUCCGCAGGGAACAAGAGCUGCGCCAGGAGAGGGAGGAAGAGCAGCUGCGCCGCCAGGAGCAGGACAGGAAGUUCCGCAGAGAACAAGAGCUGCGCCAGGAGCGGGAGGAAGAGCAGCUGCGCCGCCAGGAAGAGGACAGGAAGUUCCGCAGGGAACAAGAGCUGCGCCAGGAGAGGGAGGAAGAACAGCAGCGCCGCCAGGAGCAGGACAGGAAGUUCCGCAGGGAACAAGAGCUGCGCCAGGAGCGGGAGGAAGAGCAGCAGCGUCGCCAGGAGCGCGACAGGGAAUUCCGCAGGGAACAAGACCUGCGCCAGGAGCGGGAGGAAGAACAGCAGCGCCGCCAGGAAGAGGACAGGAAGUUCCGACGGGAGGAACAGUUCCCUCGGGAGAGGGAAGAGCAGCUGCGCCGCCAGGAAGAGGACAGGAAGUUCCGCAGGGAACAAGAGCUGCGCCAGGAGCGGGAGGAAGAGCAGCUGCGCCGCCAGGAGCAGGACAGGAAGUUCCGCAGGGAACAAGAGCUGCGCCAGGAGAGGGAGGAAGAGCAGCUGCGCCGCCAGGAAGAGGACAGGAAGUUCCGCAGGGAACAAGAGCUGCGCCAGGAGAGGGAGGAAGAGCAGCUGCGCCGCCAGGAGCAGGACAGGAAGUUCCGCAGGGAACAAGAGCUGCGCCAGGAGAGGGAGGAAGAGCAGCUGCGCCGCCAGGAAGAGGACAGGAAGUUCCGCAGGGAACAAGACCUGCGCCAGGAGAGGGAGGAAGAACAGCAGCGCCGCCAGGAGCGCGACAGGAAGUUCCGCAGGGAACAAGAGCUGCGCCAGGAGAGGGAGGAAGAGCAGCAGCGCCGCCAGGAGCGCGACAGGGAAUUCCGACAGGAGGAACAGUUCCCUCGGGAGAGGGAAGAGCAGCUGCGCCGCCAGGAACAGGACAGGAAGUUCCGCAGGGAACAAGACCUGCGCCAGGAGAGGGAGGAAGAACAGCAGCGCCGCCAGGAAGAGGACAGGAAGUUCCGCAGGGAACAAGAGCUGCGCCAGGAGAGGGAGGAAGAGCAGCAGCGCCGCCAGGAGCGCGACAGGAAGUUCCGUGAGGAGCCAGAGCUCCGACAGGAACGUGAGCAGCAGCUGCGCCGAGAUCGCGACCGAAGAUUCCAAGAAGAACUGCGCCAGGAAAGGGAGGAGGAACAGCUGCGCCGGGAACGCGAGAGGAAAUUCCGCCGAGAGCAGGACCUGCGCCCGCAGAGGGAAGAGGAACGGCGGCGGCGCCAGGAGCGUGACGGGGAGUUCCGUGAGGAGGAACUCCUCCGUCAGGAACGUGAGCAGCCGCGCCGCCAGGAACGGGACCGAGAGUUCCGCGGGGAGCGGGAGCCCCGGCGGGAACGGGAGCAGCAGCUGCGCCAGGAACGAGACCGGAAAUUCCGACAGGAGGAGCAGCUGCGCCGGGAAAGGGAGGAGCAGCAGCUUCGCAGCCGGGAGCUCGAGCAACAGCUGCGUCGUGGUCGUGACAGAAAAUUCCAAGAGGAGCAAGAGCUGCGCCGCCAGGAACGGGACCGAGAGUUCCGCCGGGAGGAACAGCUCCGCCAGGAACGGGACCGAGAGUUCCGCCGGGAGGAACAGCUCCGCCGCCAGGAACGGGACCAAGAGUUCCGUGGGGAGCAAGAGCUUCGUCAGGAAAGGGAGGAGCAAGAGCUGCGCAGCCAGGAACGGGACCGAGAGUUCCGCCAGGAGGAACAGCUCCGCCAGGAACGGGACCGAGAGUUCCGCCGGGAGGAACAGCUCCGCCAGGAACGGGACCGAGAGUUCCGCCGAGAAGAACAGCUCCGCCAGGAACGGGAGGAGCAGCUGCUCCGCCAGGAACGGGACCGAGAGUUCCGCCAGGAGGAACAGCUCCGUCAGGAACGGGAGCAGCAGCUGCGCCGCCAGGAACGGGACCGAGAGUUCCGCCAGGAACGGGAGGAGCAGCAGCUACGCCGCCAGGAACGGGACCGAGAGUUCCGCCAGGAACGGGAGGAGCAGCAGCUACGCCGCGGUGGUGACCGCAAAUUCCAGGAGGAGCAGGAGCUGCGCCAGGAAAGGGAGGAGCAGCUGCGCCGGCAGGAGCGCGAGCGCCAGUACCGCCGGGAGGAGCGGUUUGUCCGGGAGGACAGCGGCCGUCCGGAACGGGAACUGCGGCGUGAAGAGCAGAUCCGUCGUCAGGAGCAGGAGAGGAAAGUCCAAGAAGAGCAGAUCCGUCGCCAGCAGGAGGAGCAGAGGCGCCGCCAAGUCCGGGAGAGACAGUUCCAAGAAGACAAGCAUCGUGGGCAGGUCCUGGAGCCUGGCCGAAGCCAGUUUGCCCACGUUCCCGUGCGCUCCAGCCCUCUCUAUGAAUACAUCCAAGAGCAAAGGUCUCAGUACCGCUCCUAAGAGAUGCUGCCAACAUCCUGACACCUGCCGAAGCUUCAAGCCAAAGAAAAUGAGAAACACAGCGUACCAAGUUAUAACUUAC
This is a messenger RNA of Dipodomys spectabilis (banner-tailed kangaroo rat), 3958 nucleotides long. It is a transcript of the gene Tchh, whose product is annotated as trichohyalin. The record is from RefSeq and is a predicted model, not a curated record. The coding region runs from base 1 to 3876 and encodes 1291 amino acids. Lineage: Eukaryota; Metazoa; Chordata; Mammalia; Rodentia; Heteromyidae. Gene Ontology annotation, biological process: intermediate filament organization. Gene Ontology annotation, molecular function: calcium ion binding; transition metal ion binding. The transcript has 2 exons.